CUUCAAGCUCAAAAAUAAUGUCGUCCCUCGCGUUAGCAACUAACAUGCAUACAGCCGAGUCAAAUGUCAAUCUCUCCCAGGUAUGGAAUAUCAUCGACGAACUGCAAAUCAUCCUCGCACGUUCAAUGCAUGUGGUGACCAUUCCAGACCUCGAAACCCCGUACUCCCGAGCUAGUUUCCCCAACACGAACUACUUUGGCACCGAGUCCAAAGAUCAGACCAUCAGCGCCAUCAUUACUGAACGCCAACAGCAACGGAAUGCAGUUUUGGACGAGAUCUCAGGCCUAGAAACAGUCAUGCACAGUAUCGACAAUCUUCGCCAGCAACUCGUCGAAAAGAACGACAAGAUCACCCAGUCCAUGAAUUUGCACAAGAGACUUGGAUCGACUCUCUGGCGCUUGCCAACUGAAGUCCUAUCCCAGAUUUUUCAUCUUUGUCUCCCAAAAAUUCCGGCACUCGAUGAAAUCCAGCUGCCAUCGCAGCUAGAAGCUCCCAUGAUGUUGACUGCGGUAUGCCGACGAUGGAGGGAGAUUGCUGUGGACACACCCAGUUUGUGGUGCAACCUUCAUGUGCCAAUCGUCUCCAGAGACCAUUGGGAGGGGCAAGCCUUCUGCUGUCACUCAUGGCUCAAGCGGUCACGAGGUCUUCCAUUAUCGCUAGUUCUUAAAUGCGACGCAGAUGACUCGACCAAGCUACGAAGCCUUCUUCAGCCUUACGUCGACCAAAUAUCGUGUCUCUAUAUCCAUAUCUUCCCAGACGCGGACGAGCCUGAUGUUUUGUUGGAAGACCUCACAGCACUUCAGGACCUGACCAUAGUCAUCGAGGAUCUUGACAUGACACAUGAUACACAAUCUAGUAUCGAUGAAGCUUUUUCACAAUCUAUCUCACAACUGCCAUUCACUAUGCGCAGUCUCAGGGUAGCCGGGUUGUACCUCAACCCCGGUGUCACAUCCUCUGUCAAUCCCGUAUGGGCCCACCUGACAAAUGUCGAGAUUGAGAUAUGUGAACCGAGUGCAUUCCUCCACUUGCUCCAGCUAGGUCCCAACAUCUCCUCGUUGAAAGUUCACGUGGCAUUCGACCAAGCACAUGCUCCUGAGCCAUUCACGCACACCAAACUUCAAUCCUUACGCAUCGCCUUUGAAUACUCAACCAUAAACGCAUUAUUUGGCCUGUUCAAUGUUC
This is a messenger RNA of Suillus paluster, 1182 nucleotides long. RefSeq lists its product as uncharacterized. The annotation marks the transcript as partial. The record is from RefSeq and is a predicted model, not a curated record. Gene Ontology annotation, molecular function: protein binding. NCBI's taxonomy places the organism in Eukaryota, Fungi, Basidiomycota, Agaricomycetes, Boletales, Suillaceae. The transcript has 3 exons.